AUGCCGCCAUGGAGCACUGUGGCGCCGGAACCGCGAAGCAGACUCGAGAACUGGCCGACUCUGCUCUUCUCUUGGUGGUGUACCGGUUUCGCUGCAGUCAUCAUCCUUGUCCGCCUCAAUGGACGUAAGACUCGAAGCAAUGUACUCUUCCGAGAAGACUGGCUUAUUAUGGCCGCUCUCAUACCGUUGUUCGUACGGAUGGCGUUUAUACAUGUGGUGUUGCAAUAUGGAACGAACAACAUUCAGACAGUGGGGCAUACCUUUACCAGCAAACAGCUUGAGCAUCGUAGCGUUGGUGCACGGCUGGUGCUCUGCGCAAGGAUAUUCUACGCCAUGUUCAUUUGGACCAGCAAGCUCACCGUGAGCGAGUUUUUAAAACGCAUUACAGUUAGAACUUGGCGGAAGAGCUACGAGUUGACCCUGCAAGGCAUCCGCGUCUUCUUGUUCGUCACCUUCUUCGCUGUCGUCAUUGCAACGCUUGCGGAGUGUCACCCUUUCGACCAUUAUUGGCAAAUCAUACCGGACCCUGGGCCUCAAUGUCGACUCGGAUAUGCACACCUCUUCACCAUGGGUAUUUGCGAUAUCAUCACAGACAUCCUGUUGAUCGCGUUUCCGAUUCCUAUCGUUAUCAGGAGUGGGCAAAACUGGAGGCGCAAGACACAGCUCGCGAUACUGUUCUCGCUUUCUGCGAUCAUGAUCGCGGUCACGGCCACCAGGAUACCAAUGGUCAUAGCCAAGGAUGGCCGUCAGCAAUAUCGGACUGUGUGGGCAUCGUGCGAGAUUCUGGCGUCGACAGCGGUCUCCAAUGGAAUCAUUAUCGGCUCCUUUCUCCGCGACAAAGGCACGAAGAAGAACAAGUACAGAUCACAAAGUGUGACCGACAGCAUUGACGGAGCGUCAGGUCGACGACCGACUGUGGUUGCGCUUCAACAAUGCGGAAGCGAUGAAGAUCUGUUCCGCGCAAUCGGCUGUCGAGUACCCGACCAUCUCCGAGACGAGCCAGAUGCAAUCGUAAGACCAGCCCCUGCUGCACUUCCCGCGAAGCCAACGAAAAGAAGAGAUGGUCGGUCACAUUCCGAAACGCCAAGGCACGAGAUGCAGCAGCAACCAACCCGCAUUCUGAAGGAUAGCGACGAGUCGCUGCAAAGUCAAACCAACCGAGCCGGCUCGCUACCCUCGCCAGCGCCAUCGACGAAGCGGAGUGUAAGCUUCUUCGAUGUAGGCGGCCUGUUGGAUGACGGCGCACCAUCUUGGGACACGCGCUCACGUUCAACCACAUUGGUGAGCUCUGAGGCUUCGGGAACCAUGGCCCAGGAUUUCGCCCCGACACCAGAGCAAUCGCGGCGAGGCUCUCGUGCCCUUGUGCAGGACAUUGGUGGCGUUCUCUCUCCGACCGCAAGUCGUAACGGUACUAUCACCAAUGGCUUCCACCGAAGGCAUUCGCAUGCACAACAGACUCUACAGCGCCAUCGACAGGGCCAUACCGUGCGUAUGCGGCCACAUAUGGCACGAUCACCAACCGAGCAGAGCCUGCAAGAUGUUGGCGGACUGCUAUCUGAGGGGCAUGAACCUGACGCAAGUGCUGCUUCCCUUGAAAGAGCCGCUGAAGGACAGCAAGAGCGACCAUACACCGGUACAGCGCCAAGACCUCGGCGACAUCGAGCGGACGAGCUGACCUUGCACGACCCCGGCGGUCUCUUAAGCUGA
Baudoinia panamericana UAMH 10762 is the source of this 1707-nucleotide messenger RNA. RefSeq lists its product as uncharacterized. Bases 1 to 1707 code for a protein of 568 amino acids. The record is from RefSeq and is a predicted model, not a curated record. Lineage: Eukaryota; Fungi; Ascomycota; Dothideomycetes; Mycosphaerellales; Teratosphaeriaceae. The transcript is spliced from 3 exons.